AUGGAUUACACCAUGGAGGACACCCAGAACUCGGCACCUAACGCGCACGAGGCCUCGAAGCUUGGCCCUUCGAGCCAGCGGAAUGAUACACAGGGCGUGACCAAGCGCCUGCAAUCUGAACUGAUGCAGCUCAUGGUUUCUCCUUCCCCGGGCAUCUCAGCUUUCCCCGACGCCGACGGAAACCUUCUUUCCUGGAUUGCUACCAUCACCGGCCCGUCAGAAACUCCCUAUGAGGGCUUGACAUUCAAGCUAUCCUUUUCGUUCCCCAACAACUACCCGUACUCGCCGCCCACUGUGCUCUUCAAGUCUCCGAUCUACCAUCCGAAUGUCGACUUCUCGGGCCGCAUCUGUCUGGAUAUUCUUCGUGACAAAUGGAGUGCCGUGUACAACGUACAAAACGUCCUCCUCAGCCUGCAGAGUCUUCUUGGGGAACCGAACAACGCAAGUCCUCUCAAUGCCCAGGCAGCUGAUCUCUGGGAUACCAACCAGGAGGAGUACAAGCGCCACGUCCUGGCCAGGCACCGUGACAUUGAGGAUGUUGAAUAG
Aspergillus puulaauensis is the source of this 546-nucleotide messenger RNA. It is a transcript of the gene UBC11, whose product is annotated as putative ubiquitin conjugating enzyme (UbcK). Lineage: Eukaryota; Fungi; Ascomycota; Eurotiomycetes; Eurotiales; Aspergillaceae. The record is from RefSeq and is a predicted model, not a curated record. The transcript is spliced from 3 exons. The coding region runs from base 1 to 546 and encodes 181 amino acids.